Molecule: messenger RNA, 1218 nt
Organism: Mycena indigotica
Lineage: Eukaryota; Fungi; Basidiomycota; Agaricomycetes; Agaricales; Mycenaceae
Exons: 5
Coding region: 1-1218 (405 amino acids)
Source: RefSeq, a predicted model, not a curated record
AUGAACGCGCCAUUUCCUCCACCAUAUGCCGGCCCGUCGACCGGUCUGGUUCCACCAGAAUACUACGGAGUCGGCUCUUGCUCAACACAACACGAGCUACCGGUGUACUCGCGCUAUCCCACGCAGCACGAAUCCCUACUCCAACCGGAAGGCUCGCUUACUCUGGAGUCAAAUCAUCGGUCAACGACGAGGUCGCUUUCAAGCAAGCCUUUCCCAUUCGGCACGGUCCUGCUGUUCGACCAAGAGGAUAUCGUGGCCAAACCGCCGCGUUACGGGAUGCAGGACACCAUCCGCGGGAGUAUCGUGCUGGGUGGUAAUGCAAGGCAAUGGAGAGAAGUUUCUGUUCGGCUUGAAGGGACGCUCCGCAUAAACACCCUCGAGGCCGGCGCGCUUAACGUCGAUCUAAUCAACGAAGACCUCCAGUUGCUCCCUGCUUCGGACCCAUUGGCGGACGCCGUUCAAUCUUCCUCGUCUUGUUUCGACUUUCUCUUCAAGCUUCCUAGUCAUUUUACUCAUGUCGGUAUCGAGCAUACUCUCCCGCCAACACAUACAGUGAGCUUUCCGUCCGCACAUGCGAAGACAACAUACCGGCUUGUCUUUUCUGUGGCGAAAGCAUCAUCUGCUCGCCUGUGGGGACGGCCACGCAAACCUCGCACUCAGCAAUACGAGCUUCCUAUCAUAUACCGUCCCGACGAUUGUCCCUGGCGCGGCCUACCGCUUGCUGCCCACGGGACGUCUAAAAGCGUCUUUGGCGACUGGCUCAAAAACUCCGUCUCCUUCUCAGCAGACCAUACUACCGAUGUAUUCGUCCCGUCUACACGGACGUUUGCGCUCUCCGAUGCUAUCCCCCUCCACAUACAAUUGGUCGGGAAAUGCUCAAACUCUCUGGUAAUGCCUCGGAUCGGCAUCCUACGAGUUACUUCUGUUAAACUCCCCAAUUUCUCGGCCAGCAUAAGAAUGAUAAUGUCAUCAACAAAGCCCUUACCCCGAAUAUCAGCAAGCGCAGCGCCUCCACAGUCUGAAGACCUAAUAACCUUGGACUUCGACGCUAGUGUGUCUGGCGAAGGCAAACUAGCUGUUCCUAGCUUCGAUGCGGGUCUGAUAUCAGUGAAGGACUGGCUCAUAAUCGAAACGGAUCUUGUCGGGAUGGGUAGUCGCCAACAUGUCUAUCGAAUACCCAUCCGAUUUGUAACCCAUUCAUUCCAUGACCAUCAAUAA